UUAGAUUUGUAGUUUUGAAUAAAACGUCCCCACAGCAUUUAAACUUUUGCUUGGCAACUGGCAUUCCAAGACGCCUGUGCGUUUCGUUCAUCGCUUAGAUAUGAGUGUUCUCUCAGGGUUACGGACUAGCGUGUUAUCUCACAAGAAGUGAUUCCGGUUCAGUGGGAAGGUUUGAACGGCUCUCUGGAAAGAGACCAUUGUUGUAAUCAGGUCGAGGCUGCUUCAAUUUCCACUUGCCGACUCUUUUAGUUUUUGUUUUUCUUGGGUUUACAGCUGGAAAACUGGACGAGCGUUUUAUAGUGUCAUGAGAGAGAUGUCAAGCACCAUGCCGGGUGGGCAGCAGCCUCAGAAACACUAUGGUAUCACUUCUGCCAUUAGCCUUGCACCGCCACGAGAAAUUGACCACCAAUACACCAAAAAACUCUGUGAUGCUAUGAAACCUUUUGGGGUGUUUGAAGAUGAAGAAGAAUUGAACCACAGGCUUGCAGUUCUUGGAAAGUUAAAUAACUUUGUUAAAGAGUGGAUUGCAGAGAUCAGUGAAUUAAAGAAUCUUCCACCAUCGGCUAUUAGCUGUGUUGGGGGCAAGAUUUUUACAUUUGGCUCUUAUCGUCUUGGUGUGCACACAAAAGGAGCUGAUAUUGAUGCCUUAUGUGUGGCUCCACGUCACGUAGAGAGAAGUGACUUUUUCCAGUCUUUCUUUGAGAAGUUGAAACAGCAUGAAGAAAUCAAAGACUUGCGGGCUGUUGAAGAUGCUUUUGUACCUGUGAUAAAAUUCAAGUUUGAUGGAAUAGAGAUUGACCUGCUUUUUGCCAGACUGGCCUUACAAUCCAUUCCAGACAACCUGGACCUGAGGGGGGACUCCAUGCUGAGAAACUUGGAUAUUCGAUGUAUCCGCAGCCUUAAUGGCUGUAGAGUGACUGAUGAAAUUUUGUACCUGGUGCCAAACAAAGAAAACUUCAGGCUGACCCUGAGAGCCAUCAAACUAUGGGCGAAACGUCGUGGGAUCUACUCAAACAUGCUGGGUUUUCUGGGUGGAGUGUCAUGGGCCAUGCUUGUGGCCAGGACCUGCCAGCUCUACCCUAAUGCUGUCGCUGCAACACUCGUUCACAAGUUCUUCUUGGUUUUCUCUAAAUGGGAGUGGCCAAAUCCUGUGUUACUGAAACAGCCCGAGGACAGUAACCUGAAUUUACCUGUGUGGGAUCCUAGAGUGAACCCAUCUGACAGAUACCACUUGAUGCCCAUCAUCACACCUGCCUAUCCCCAGCAGAACUCCACAUACAAUGUCUCCACAUCAACGCGCACCAUCAUGAGCGAGGAGUUCAAAUAUGGCCUCAGCAUCACCGAUGAGAUUCUUCAGGGAAAAGCAGAAUGGUCCAAACUCUUUGAGCCACCCAACUUUUUCCAAAAGUACAAGCAUUACAUAGUUCUCACUGCCAGUGCAUCCACAGAAGAAAACCACUUAGAAUGGAUCGGUCUGGUGGAGUCAAAGAUCCGCGUUCUGGUAGGAAACCUGGAGAGGAAUGAGUUCAUCACUCUGGCUCAUGUCAACCCCCAGUCCUUCCCCGGGUCCAAGGAGAACCGCAAUGAGAAUGACUUUGUGUCCAUGUGGUUCAUUGGGAUUAUCUUCAAGAAAGUAGAGAAUGCAGAGAGUGUGAACAUUGACUUGACAUAUGACAUCCAGUCCUUCACAGACACUGUGUACAGACAAGCCAACAACAUCAACAUGCUGAAGGAUGGGAUGAAGAUUGAAGCAACACAUGUAAAAAAGAAACAGCUCCAUCAGUAUCUUCCUCCUGAAGUGGUGCAGAAAAAGAAGAGGAGCAUAGCAGAGUUGAACCGUAGCUCUAACGGCGGGAGCUCUAAGCGGAUCUCUCUGGACAGCAGUCACCUGGACAGCUCCAGAGACACAGACUCGGGGACACCUUUUAGCUCCCCAGCCGAAAAACCUUCCAAACCUGCAUCUGACACAGAUGACAGUGUCAGCCCUCCUAAGCAGCUUUUUACAGAAGGCUCCCCAGCACCCAGUGCAGCACCAGCUGCUACGGACCAGGGGAUGUCUAUUCCUGUUAUCGGCUCAAGCAGCAGCAGCAGCAGCAGCAGCAGCAGCACCACCACCACAGUGCUUAGCAGCGGCGAGAAUCCCGACGCCUCCAACAGCCCCAAAGAGGAGCCCAACGGCCUGGAGGACACCGUCAACGGAGCGGUCGCCAAGAGACCACAUUCACCUACACAAGAGGACCUGGCCAAGAGGCACAAAGACACAGAGGAGGUGUCCAAUGACGACUCCUUAUUUAAGGAGCCGUAUCCACCAUCCUCUGACUCCCAUGCACAAGGCGAUGGACCUAAUGUUACCCCUUUUUCUGGAUCAAAAGCUAAACCCAUUCCAACAAUUGAUACCUCAAGAACACAGAGACUUCCCAGCAUGGAACUCCCAGAUGCCUCCUCCCCACUGCCAGCCAGCAACAGCUGCCGUGUCGUGAAAAAUUCAAUUAAACUGGCCCUCAACCGCCACAACAUCACACCUCCCAAGGCCCCAAUGUUUGAGGGAACCCUUGCCACGGACACUCCUCCUACCAGUGAAGAGAAGGGCAUGUCCAUUCCAGUCAUUGGCUCAAAACACGUGUCCUCCAAAAGCGUGGUGCCGCCUGUCGGCAGCUCCAUCCCCACGUUAGUGAGUCGAGGAGCUGACCCGCUUAACGGAGCAUCUUCCAAGAGACCCCUCUCCCCCUCUCUGGAGGAGCAGGCCAAGAGGCUGAAAGAAACGGAGAAGGCCAGAAUCCACAUAUCCUGAACACGAUUAACAGACUGGAUUCACACACACACGCGCAGGUGAGGCUUUACAGUCAGGUCAAACACAGAGACAGUGACUUUACACGAGGACAGGGAGUGCGUCCUGAUUAGUUAGUCUCGAGAGUGAAGCGGCAGGACAGACGCCUCACCUCAAAUCUUCACGGAUUACAGAUUUACCAAUGGAUUGGUGAUUUGGUCAAUGUUGCCUCUGCCCUGCGUCACUUUCUGCGAAGAGGGCAUUUAACACAACUUCAUGGAGAAAUACGCAUCAUUUUUUUUAUACUCUUCUUUCCCUGCAUACACUGCAGUAAUGGAAAAUUACUUAUCUUUAUUUUUCCGGUUAACACAUUUAAAAACAUCCCAAAACAGUUAAAACAUGCUAUAUGCACUUCUGGUUUAUGCCAAUUUUCGUUUUUUCCUCGUCUCUCCCAAACAGAAACUUGUACAGUAAAUGUUUAUGUACAUAACUUUUUUUUUUGUCUUUAAAAAAAAAAGAGCAAAAGAUGACUGUUUAAGUCUUUUGAGCAUUCUAUUGUAGUUUUAUCUAAAAAGAAAAAAAAAGUUUAAAAAAUUGUAAUUUUUUCCCCCUGUACUGCUUGUGCAAAAAGUGUCUCCAGUGCUGGAUAUUUUUUGUAAACAUUGUAUAGGUUUGGAUACAGUUGCAGGGGCGGAUUUAUCGAUGGGUUUGCUUAUGACAGAACAGCCGCGACUCUUUUGGGCCCCUCAUGUUUCCCCAAAGAGGACUCCAGAUUAUUACUGGAUGUGCGGUGUGUUGGUUAUGAUAGAUGCCCAGUGACAUCAGUGCUUCUCAGGUCAGACCAGCAGGAGCAAGAAUACAAGUGACAACAAAUGGAAGCAUUGUGGAUUGUUUUGGAACUGAACAAAUGGGUCUGAAAUUUUAUUUAGCUCUUGAAAGGUUUAGUACAGAACAUAAGAACUAUGUCAGAACGCUCCGCUAAUCGCUCCAUUCAGCAUCGUCGGUGUCGCACCUACUGUCCAUUGCAUUAAAAGGGUUGUUGGGUUUGCUUACUUUUCAUGGCGUGUUAAAAUCCAGUGUCUGAUAAGUGGUUGUCACUUAUAGUGAAAGCGGUAGUUUUGUGUUUGAACAGAUGUUUUGGUCCUGCAAAGUUCCCCUCCAGUUCAACAGGAUGACUAAACGGUAAAAUCAGUUCAGGAUAUGGCUUGUACCAAACCCCACACCACCACCACCACCACCACCACCACCAACUCUUCAGCAUGGUCUGUUUGCUCAGAGUCCUGGUUGUUUUUCCCUGUUCGUCGUCUAUGAAAGAGUUAGUGGUGCUACGUGAAGAAUGGUUGGAGUCUUUUUGACAAGUUGCGGCAGUUUGUGUGCGUAUGCAUGCGUUUGUGGUCGACUGUGUGAGCGUGCAUGCAUAGACGGUGUAUGUGUUGGAGAGAUGGAAUUCCCUUGGUUUUGGGUGUUAACUCUCCACGCCUCCUGUGGAGGUUCUUAAAGGCAUCUCCUGGGGCCACAGGUGGGGGUGGGGUUAGGAGACAACUUUUUCCUGCCCUUGGCCCCGAUCCUCCAUCUUCAUGGUGUGAAGCUGGGUUUCUCUGUGUUGGCCUUCAGCACAGAGCUUAUAUGUAUAAUAAGUGUAAAGUGAUGCUUAAGAAGUGCCCUCUUCAUUGAGGCUCUCUACAGGCUCUUUUUUUCCAGCAUCAGUUUCCCCAACAAAAUGUACAGAAAACUUUUCUUUUUUUUUCAAAACAAACAAACUCAUUACUGGGGGUUUUCUUAUCACUUUAUUUAUAUUUGCAUAUUUGUAUCGUGAUCUUUUUUUAAUAGCAUUCAUAGCAGGUAGGACUUUUUUGAAUGAAAUCUGCACCACUCUUUCAGACGACCCGUUUUUCUGCUCAGAAACAUUUAACAAAACAGGCCAUUUAGAUGUUUGUUUCUAAAAUGUAUUGAAAGGGUAUUUUUGUAUGUGUUUAUCACUUCCUUUAAAUGAAUCCGUACACCAAUUAAACCCCUAAAAACUA
This is a messenger RNA of Solea solea (common sole), 4791 nucleotides long. It is a transcript of the gene papolg, whose product is annotated as poly(A) polymerase gamma. The coding region runs from base 305 to 2791 and encodes 828 amino acids. The transcript is spliced from 24 exons. The record is from RefSeq and is a predicted model, not a curated record. Lineage: Eukaryota; Metazoa; Chordata; Actinopteri; Pleuronectiformes; Soleidae. Gene Ontology annotation, molecular function: RNA binding; poly(A) RNA polymerase activity. Gene Ontology annotation, cellular component: nucleus.